Lathyrus oleraceus (garden pea) is the source of this 1731-nucleotide messenger RNA. RefSeq lists its product as uncharacterized. The record is from RefSeq and is a predicted model, not a curated record. Lineage: Eukaryota; Viridiplantae; Streptophyta; Magnoliopsida; Fabales; Fabaceae. Bases 241 to 1533 code for a protein of 430 amino acids. The transcript has 3 exons.
UCACGCUCCUUUUGUUUCCACCUUCACUUCCAACUUCGACCAACUCAACUCUUCUUCUUUUUCUUUCUUUUUUUUCUCUGAAAAAUAUAAUUAAAUAAUAGAUAGAAAAGAAAAAUAAAAGAACCGUUCGUUUAGUUCAAAAUUCAGUUCGCCACCUCGCCACCGUGAAAUGUUACCGGCGGGAAACGUAACAAGAAUUACCGGUACCGGAGAUAAAGAUCUAGUUAGUUAGAAUCGGAAAUGGAAACUCAGAAGAGUCAAGUGAAGCUAACAAGAACACAAUCGUCACUUCUCAAUCUCAGUUCUUCACCAACAAUCCGAUCAUCGUUUCAAAGCCUUUCUUCCAUCAACGAUUACUGCGACGAAGAAGACGACAAGAACAACAAGAAGAAAAUCAAGAAGCCACAAAAAUCCUCUUAUUACAACAAUUCUUCACCGCGAUCCGGGUCGACCCGAAUAACCGCACCGGUUAUCGCGGUUGUUUCGUUAGGUUUCCUCGGCGCGUGUUCUUUCUUCUUCUACUUCUCCUUCCUCGGGAGUGACGAGGUGCCGACCUCAGAGAAUCUGUUACUCGCGUUAAUUUUCAUCGCCGUCGCGCUUUACUUCGCGUCGAGGAACAGAGGCUUAAUCAACCAUGGAGUUUCGGUUGUAAAGCAGUGGUACGACGGGAACGUGAAACGUUUCGGGUUAACGAAAACAGAAACGAAACCGGUUCAGUGGUUCAUAGGUGGUUCAACAACAAAAGCUACAACAACGAAAAAGAAGAGUGUGAGGGAAGGAGUUGAGUUUUACAGCAAUGGUGAUUUUUACGAAGGGGAGUUUCAUAAAGGAAGGAGUAAUGGGAGUGGUGUUUACAAUUACUUUGUGAAUGGAAGAUACGAAGGUGAUUGGGUUGAUGGAAGAUACGAUGGUUAUGGAAUUGAGAGUUGGGCUAGAGGGAGUCGCUAUAAGGGUCAGUAUAGGAAGGGAAUGAGACAUGGUUAUGGAGUUUAUAGAUUCUACACCGGAGAUUCUUUUUCCGGUGAAUGGUGUAAUGGUCAGAGUCAUGGUAUGGGUCUUCAGACUUGCUCUGAUGCUAGCACUUAUGUUGGUCAAUUCAAACAUGGUGUCAAACAUGGUCUUGGUUGUUACCACUUUAGAAAUGGAGAUAGAUAUGCAGGAGAGUAUUUUGGAGACAAAAUUCAUGGAUUUGGAGUCUACCAUUUUGCUAAUGGACAUUGUUAUGAAGGAGCAUGGCACGAUGGUCGAAGGCAGGGUAUUGGCUCAUAUACUUUUCGAACCGGUGAUCGAAGAUGUGGUGAAUGGGAUGCUGGCAACCUGAAGCAUUCUCUUCCACCGCUAACUGAUGUUGUCCAUCGAGCGAUUGAGGCUGCUAGGAAAACAGCUGCGGACGCGAUAAACCUUAAGUCCGUCGAUGAUCAAGUUAACAAUGCAGUGAUCGCUGCCAACAAGGCCGCCACUGCUGCUAGAGUUGCUGCUGUGAAGGCUGUGCAGAACAGAAUGGAUGGAAAAUUUUGUGAAACUUUUGUCUGAGAUAAUUCAAUGUUAAUUAGUUUUUGUUUGCAAUUGUAAAUUUUUACUAAUUUUGAGUUACUUGGAAGAUGACAACACCCUGAUGAGCUAAAGCUGAUUGGAGGUUGAAAAAAGAAUAUGCUUUGAUGUUUUUUUUUUUUACCAACACCAUAACUUGUAUAUAAACCAUGUAUAUCAAUGAAAGUUCAAUUUUCAGCA